CAACUGUACUUGGAUAUGGUUGAAUGUGUUUUGAGAAGAUAUAGAAAAAAGAAAGGACUAUUAGAAAACAUCGAAGACCUGACAAACCAUUACAAACCGCAAUUGAAUCACCUUGGAAAGGUAGCGUUGAAUGGUUUACUUGACGAUAAGUUGGAUUUUAAUGAAAGUGAAUUGAGAAACCAUGCAAAAGACCUGACUGAAUUUGGAUUUCUGUCAGUGCAGCCUGGUGGCAGCAAAUUGAGACAAACACUGCAUUAUGCCUUCUUACAUAAAAGUUUUCAAGAAUUCUUUUCAGCAUUCUUCAUUUGUUCUCAGAUUCAAAGCAAGAAAAUUAAACCUGAAGAAUUAGUUUCCGAUCCAAGGUAUUUUGUUGAACUUAAACAAAUACUUUUGUUUUCAUGUGGAAUUUUAGGCAUGAAAUGCGAUGAACAAGUUGUGGCUCUUGUAAAGAGUUUAACAAAUGAAGUCAACAAAAGUGAAGGCCAUGGUACAAAAAUUGUAUUAGAGGCCAUCAACGAAUGUAAAAGAGAAAAAAGUGAUUUUCACUCACAGUUAGCGAAGUCGUUUGGAACUGGUUUGAAUCUGACCUAUUUGGAUUUGUCUUGCAGUGGUAUUAGUGAUGCGGGCGCUACAUGUAUUGCUGAGGCAAUCAAAGUCAACAAGACGCUAACCAAAUUGAAUUUUUUUCGUAAUGAUAUUAGUCAUGCGGGUGCUACAUGUAUUGCUGAGGCAAUCAAAGUCAACAAGACGCUAACCAUUUUGGAUUUGUCUGGCAAUGGUAUUAGUGAUGCGGGUGCUAAAUGUAUUGCUGAGGCAAUUAAAGUCAACAAUACGCUAACCAAUUUGGAUUUGUCUUGCAAUGGUAUUAGUGAUGCGGGUGCUACAUGUAUUGCUGAGGCAAUCAAAAUCAACAAGACGCUAACCAAAUUGAAUUUGUUGCUUAAUCGUAUUGGUGAUGCGGGUGCUACAUGUAUUGCUGAGGCAAUCAAAGUAAACAAGACGCUAACAAAAUUGAAUUUGUUUCGUAAUCGCAUUAGUGAUGCGGUUGCUACAUGUAUUGCUGAGGCAAUUAAAGCAGGGUUUAAAUAGCUUUAAAGUAGAAGGGCACUGCCUUUAAAGUGGGCAGGUACCCUUGAAAAUUGAGGGCCGAAGGCCCAAACCUCUAGGGGGAUCCGGGGGCAUGCUACCCCGGGAAAUUUUUAAAACAUAAGUCUCCC
Molecule: messenger RNA, 1217 nt
Organism: Pocillopora damicornis (cauliflower coral)
Lineage: Eukaryota; Metazoa; Cnidaria; Anthozoa; Scleractinia; Pocilloporidae
Molecular function (GO): protein binding
Source: RefSeq, a predicted model, not a curated record